AAUCCCCAUUUCCCUCCCUCCCUACGCAAACCCACCCUCCCAAGAAAAUCCUUAAAACAAACCCUAAUUUUCCUCUUUUCUCACCCUAGAAAACCAAAACCCUAAUUCCCCAAACCCCCAAAUUUUCUCUCUCCUCAAUUUUCAAUUCUCAUGCCAUAAUGACCCAAACCCCAAAUCCCCCAUUUCUUCAACUCCCUCAAUCUCUCUCCUCCUCCGCCGCUAAAUCCUGUUUCAACUGCAACUCCGACAACAAUUGGAUCCUCCACAACAUUCGAAUUCAACCAGGAUGCAAAAAAUUAUGCACUUCUUGUGUUCUCAAACUCCAUCCGACGUCGUUUUGUCCUACUUGUUUCAACCUCCAUGACCCCAAUUCUCUAAACCCUCUUCCUCCAUCUUCUUCCUCUUCUUCUUCCUCUAAUCAUCGUACUCUCACGUGCCUUAAAUGUAACUCAGUCUCUCACAUCACGUGUGUUCCUCCUAACACCCCUAAAUCUCCUUAUCUUUGCCCUCCUUGCUCUAACCCUUCUUUUAAAUUCUUUGAUUUUAAAAAACCCAGAAAAAUUCACCAUGAUCAACCUCAAUCUGAUGGUGGUGGUAAUGGUGGUGGUAAUGGUAGUGGUGGGUCCCAUUCAAAGAAGGUUCUUGAAGAUGAAAUACAGUAUCUUGAUGAGAGGGCAGCAAGAGUUUUAUUGCUGGCUGCUAAGAUUUCGACGAUUUCGAUUAAUAAAGCUGCGGCGCAAGCGAGGACGGAGGUAGAGAGGAGAGUUAGAGAGGCUGCAUUGGCUAGGAAAAGAGCUAAAGAAGCUAUUGAUCUUGUUGUGUCUUUGAGUUAUAAGUUGAGUAGUGUUAAACAACAACAGAGAAGGGAGGUUGUUUCGGGUCCAGGAUCGAAUUUUAUGCCUGUUAAGGUGGAAAAGAAUGGUGGAGGCCACAAUGUGGGUGGCGUUGCGGGUGAUCAUAAGGUGGGGAAUGGAAACGGAAAUGGAAAUGGGUCUGUGGUGGUGGUUCCGGUGCCGUUGGCGGUGGUCAAGAGUGGGAAUAAUGAGAAUAAUCAAAUAGCUGGGUAGUGUUCAUUCAGGUGGAAUUUGUUGCUCAUGAUCAAUGGAUGAGUUUUGGGGGAUUUCAAGAAGAUCAGAUUUUGAUUCAAGAUUAGGGUUUACCUUACAACGUACAAAUUACAGAGAGUUCAGAGGUUGCUUUACCAUAGCGGACUCGACAUAUCAGUAUAAGACCAUAUGGCGAUGACAUGCCACAAGGAACUGAGGAAGGUGGUUAUGCUCACCUGUUCAAACAUUGCAGACCGAGUACUGUGUUAAAUUCAAGUGCCUCAAAAACUGUGUGACUUUCUUGGGUCAACCUAUCACUAUAA
This is a messenger RNA of Beta vulgaris subsp. vulgaris (sugar beet), 1369 nucleotides long. RefSeq lists its product as hypothetical. Lineage: Eukaryota; Viridiplantae; Streptophyta; Magnoliopsida; Caryophyllales; Amaranthaceae. Bases 159 to 1067 code for a protein of 302 amino acids. The transcript is spliced from 2 exons. The record is from RefSeq and is a predicted model, not a curated record.